AAUCUUAGAAAAUUCAGGUGUAAUGAGGGAAAAGUUUACACUUGUGUGGGCGUGUCCGCCUGACUAGGGACGUAAUCUUUCCGCCCAGCAAACCCGGAAGCAAGAAAGUUUUCUCGUCCAAGAGACCGUCAGUUAUGUCUUCCAUUCACUCGGACAGCGUGAGUGAGGUCCACCAGGUGCCGCUUAACGUGCUCAUCAGGCCGUUUCCCCCGGAGCUGGACGAGCAGAAGGUCCAGGGUUUGAUGGAGACGAUCAAGAACACUCCGGACAUAAGCGUGGUUCCUCCCAUUGACGUUCUGUGGAUCAAAGGAAGAGAAGGAGGAAAUUACUACUACUCUUUCGGAGGCUGUCACAGGUUUGCUGCGUAUCAGCGAUUACAAAUGCCCUCAAUCCCAGCCAAAAUCAUUAAAUCUAACAUAACAGAUCUUAGGACAUAUUUGGGAUCUGCAACACCGGACCUAAAAUGACGUCAUAGAUUUUUUUUACUGACUCUUCCGUACCAGCUGGCGACUAAGAUUUUCACUGUACUGACUGAGAUCCAAUAAUGAAAGACAAACAACAACAAAUGCUACUUGUAUUCUAAAAUUAAUUAAAUGACCUAUUUUAAAUGUUUUAUUAAAGCCAUUCAGAGUUUAUUUUUAUAGGACAUUAAAAUUUUGUCAUAUUUGAA
Molecule: messenger RNA, 670 nt
Organism: Boleophthalmus pectinirostris (great blue-spotted mudskipper)
Lineage: Eukaryota; Metazoa; Chordata; Actinopteri; Gobiiformes; Gobiidae
Gene: srxn1
Product: sulfiredoxin 1 homolog (S. cerevisiae)
Exons: 3
Coding region: 135-467 (110 amino acids)
Biological process (GO): cellular response to oxidative stress
Cellular component (GO): cytoplasm
Molecular function (GO): sulfiredoxin activity
Source: RefSeq, a predicted model, not a curated record